CUCGGAGGUGCUCAUAAUACAAAAGCGCGUCGGCCCUCGUCCUGCCAACCCGCUGUCCUUUCCUUCUGCCUGCUGUACCUCUAUACCAACAACCUGACCUGCCUGCUGUCCUCUCCUUUUUCCUCCUUGCCCUUUUAUCCUCAUCUCCUCUCUUUGGUUUGCGAAGCCUUGGCCUCCUGUCAGCUGGCCACUGUGGUUCACUCACUGCUGUGCCUUGUCCUGCGUCUUUAAUCGAGCCUUUUCAGCACCGAAUCCGCCUUGCUUAGUUAGAGCUGCUUCUACCUCGCAUCGAUCCUUUUCCAGCGAACCUAAGCGCAGAAAGGUAUUGCUUGCGACCACCAGUACCCAUCUAUCAUUACCACCCAGAACAACCACAUUACAGUCACCAUGUCUGGUAGCACCGUUCCUGCCGGGGCAGUAGUGCCCGAGGCUCACACUAUUGAGACCUUCCAGCCCCCUAGGGAGAUGCUUCAGAACCACCCAAGCAAACCUCAUCUUGCCAACUUUGAGGAGUACCAGAAGCUGUACAAGCAGUCCAUCACCGAGCCCAACGUGUUCUGGGCUGAGCGCGCCCGCGAGCUUCUGUCGUGGAGCAAGGAUUUCCAGACGGUCCACAGCGGCUCCCUCGCCAACGGUGACAACGCCUGGUUCGUAGAGGGCGAGCUCAACGCCUCGUACAACUGCGUCGACAGACACGCCCACAAGGACCCCAACAGAGUCGCCAUCAUCUACGAGGCCGACGAGCCCGGUCAGGGAAGGAAUGUCACCUAUGGCGAGCUCCUCAGGGAGGUCUCCAAGCUCGCCCAUGUCCUCACCAACUUGGGUGUUCGCAAGGGAGACACCGUCGCCAUCUACCUUCCCAUGAUUCCCGAGGCCAUCGUUGCCAUGCUUGCUUGCACCAGAAUUGGCGCCAUCCACUCCGUCGUUUUUGCCGGCUUCUCCUCCGACUCCCUCCGCGACCGUGUCGUCGAUGCCCAGUCCAAGGUUGUCAUCACCACCGAUGAGGGCAAGCGCGGUGGCAAGCUGAUUGGCACCAAGAAGAUCGUCGACGAGGCUCUCCAGCAGUGCCCCGAUGUUCGCAACGUGCUCGUCUACAAGCGCACCGGCGCCGACAUCAGCAUGACCCCCGGCCGUGAUCUCUGGUGGCACGAGGAGGUUGAGAAGUACCCUGCUUACUACACCCCUGUGGCCAUGGCCUCGGAGGAUCCUCUCUUCCUUCUCUACACCUCUGGCUCCACUGGCAAGCCCAAGGGAGUUGCCCACUCUACCGGUGGUUACCUGCUCGGUGCUGCCAUGACCGGCAAGUACGUUUUCGACAUCCAUGACGGCGACAGGUAUUUCUGCGGUGGUGACGUCGGCUGGAUUACCGGUCACACCUAUGUCCUCUACGCCCCGCUCUUGCUCGGUGUCUCUACCGUCGUUUUCGAGGGUACCCCCGCCUACCCCAACUUCUCCCGCUACUGGGACAUCAUUGAGGAGCACAAGGUCACUCAGUUCUACGUUGCUCCCACUGCCCUGCGCCUGCUGAAGCGCGCCGGUGACCAUCACGUUCGCAACGAGAUGAAGCACCUCCGUGUUCUCGGCUCUGUCGGUGAGCCCAUCGCCGCCGAGGUCUGGAAGUGGUACUAUGAUGUUGUCGGCAAGGGCCGCGCCCAGAUUUGCGACACCUACUGGCAGACCGAGACUGGCUCCAACGUCAUCACUCCCCUUGCCGGCGUUACCCCCACCAAGCCCGGUUCCGCUUCUUUCCCCUUCUUCGGUAUCGAGCCCGCGCUUGUCGACCCCGUUACCGGCGAGGAGAUCCACGGCAACGACGUUGAGGGUGUCUUGGCCUUCAAGCAGCCCUGGCCCAGCAUGGCUCGCACCGUCUGGGGUGCCCAUAAGCGCUACAUGGAGACCUACCUCCAUGUGUACAAGGGCUACUACUUCACGGGCGACGGUGCUGCCCGCGAUCACGAGGGCUUCUACUGGAUCCGCGGCCGUGUCGACGACGUCGUCAACGUUAGUGGCCACCGUCUCAGCACUGCCGAGAUUGAGGCUGCUCUGAUUGAGCAUCACUCCAUUGCCGAGGCUGCUGUUGUUGGUGUUGCCGACGAGCUCACUGGCCAGGCCGUCAACGCCUUCGUUGCCGUCAAGGAGGGUACCCAGAUCAACGAUGCUCUCCGCAAGGAGUUCGUCCUCCAGGUCCGCCGCAGCAUCGGGCCCUUCGCUGCUCCCAAGGCCAUCUACAUCGUUCCUGAUCUUCCCAAGACUCGCUCUGGCAAGAUCAUGCGCCGCAUUCUGAGGAAGAUUGUUGCCGGCGAGGAAGAUCAGCUUGGUGAUAUCACUACUCUCAGCGAUCCCAGCGUCGUUGCCAAGAUCAUCGAUGUCGUCCACGCGCAGCGCCAGUAAAGAAAUAUAGCGCAAACAAAGAAGUAAAAAGCAUAUAAACCUAUUUAAUCUUUUUUUCUUUAUUUCGAAUGGGGCAUGGGAUUUUGGGAUUCAUAUACCAUAGGGCUAGCCUACUAGUAUGCUGCAAGUCAGUGUCAGUAGUGGUAGUCAAACGUCCAGGAAAAGGGCAAAAGGGAAGGGAAACGGCAAUGAUUAUGUAUCGGUUUUAGGUCAAGGAGAAGAAGAGGAAGUGGAAAGCGAGGAGGAGGAACACUAGCGAGUUCUUUCUUCUACACAAGGAAGGACGCGCGGUCAGUUGGUCCGUCAUAUGUCGCCUCAGCAGGCAGGCACAUUGUUGAAAGAAGAGCGAUGUUUUUAUUUUUAUUUUUUGGUAUGUCAUAUCAUGGUACUUUUUUCCUUUUUUUUCUCCUUUUUUUUCCUUUUAACAAGUGUGCGUCGUUUUAUUUCUAUCUUCUUGGGUUACCACAUGUACUUGGAUACCUUUUGGGGAGAGAUCAAUAGAUUACUAGUUUGCAUUCAUUGCAACACGUGAAC
Messenger RNA from Neurospora crassa OR74A, 2925 nucleotides. It is a transcript of the gene acu-5, whose product is annotated as acetate--CoA ligase. The transcript has 5 exons. NCBI's taxonomy places the organism in Eukaryota, Fungi, Ascomycota, Sordariomycetes, Sordariales, Sordariaceae. The coding region runs from base 388 to 2391 and encodes 667 amino acids. The record is from RefSeq and is a predicted model, not a curated record. Gene Ontology annotation, molecular function: acetyl-CoA synthetase activity; AMP binding. Gene Ontology annotation, cellular component: cytosol.